GCGGAUGACGCAGCAGCAGCAGCGAAGAAGAAGGCAUAGGACGCCGAGCAGGCACGUCUGCUGGCACCUGAACAACAACGCCAGCAUGACGAGGCAGCAGCAAAGGCUGCCGAUGAAGAAAGAAUUCAACGUCGUGAUAAGAUAUUUGGCAUAGAGCAAACAUUGCUCACAAUGGCAGUGGAAUGGCGGACCGAGGCCGAGAAUGGCAAGCUGGAGGAUAGUGAAAACAAGAUCGCUCUCCUCAUCUCCCAUCUCACAGACCUCCUGGCGACAUGCAUUACACAGCAGGAGGAUAUCCAUAGCCUCGAUGACUCGCUAACUCAAGUCCAAGGCCGCCUCCGGCAGCUAGAGCAGCGACCUGUCGCCGCCCCCGAUGCAAGCUCUUCCAACACCUCCAAUCGCCUCGAAGCAUUGGAGAUGGACGUUGGCUCCCUGAAGGACGGCGUGCAGUUGCGGCAGACCGCAACGCAACAGUUGGAAAAGCGGAUCUGUGAUACCGCCAACACCUCAAGUUCGGAACCGCGCGAGACAGCUCCAAAGUUUGACGGGCAGGAGAUCUUCUGCGACUCAAUGAAGACAGACCCGAUUCCAUGGUUCCGCAAGUUCGAGCUCACGCUGCAGCUACACAACGUCAAAGAACACAAGCACCACGCAUACUUAUACUCUCGCUCAGGGGGCGCGUGCCAGGCUUGGUUGGACAAUCUCUUGUCCAAUUACGGAGUGGUAGCUGUCGACUUGCACACCAAGAUCAACUGGGAUGAUUUGAAGGCGGCGUGGCACAAGCGGUUCCAAGUCGAGCCGUCGGAGAUCAAGGCUAUGGACAAGCUCAUGGUCUUCAAACAAGGCACGCUGCCGAGUACCGACUGGAUCGCCGAGUACCAACGCUUGACGCAAGGGCAAACAGGGAAACUGAGCACCGCCGAGAGUGACUCGACAACACUCUCGACGCCUUCGGAACCGGUUUCUUCGCGAGUAACCGGCCUUCAUUCCGAGGCGCAGGCGGAAGUCGAUAGUCCUCCUCAUCUAUUUUCUUUUGAGGACUAUGCUGCCCGGCUCGUUCCUACGCUGGGUACUCAAGCUCAAGGACAAGACGUGUGUGCGACAUCUUCUCCGUCCGGCAACGACGACUUAUCGUCUUCACGUGGUUCUUCACGGGAUUCGGCACGCGAGUCCAACAUAGAGGUAUUGGACCCGCUCAUGUCCAAGGACUUUGCAUGGCUUCCUCUCCCGACCACAGGCCGCUUGUCGGGACCGCAAUGCGCAGCACUAUGCGCUCAUCUCCACACUUACUUAUCCUUCUAUGCACCACCAACUUUGCCGACGGAUGACGAAGUCGCGGUGGGGGACAUCCUUGCGUAUACUACCAAGGUGGCCCGCGAGUUUCGCACGCAGCGGUACGAUGACAACAACGCACCGCUCAUGUAUGUCCGCAUUCAAGUUGGGCAAGCGUCCUGCAACGCUUUGCUGGAUAGCGGCGCGUCUCGCAAUUUCAUGAGCCAAUCCUUUACGCAAAGGGCUGGCCUUGGCGCACAAGUUUGGAGGAAGGCAAACCUGACGGCGAUCAAGUUGGCGGAUGGGAAAACGCAGCAACUUCUCGACCGAUACAUUGAGGCCGUACCGGUUUAUUUCGCACCUCAUGCAUGCGAACCGGUGACAUUCGAUAUUCUCGACACGGACUUCGACAUCAUUCUGGGAAUGCCUUGGCUUGCAAGUGCGGAUCACACAGUCAACUUCCACAGGCGGACUCUUAGCGUUUGCGACGCCUUCGGCGCGGAAGUGGCAUGUACUAUUCCUUUACCGCACCCUUCGAUUCGGUGUCAAGUGGUGACGGCCAAAUCAUUCAGGGCAACUUGCGCUUACGAGCAGCCCGAGGAGAUUGGCCUAUGUUUCCUACGGACCGUCGCGGUAGCGGACGCUUCACCCACGGGCUUGUCUUCGGACCCCCGGGAGGUGCGGUUGCUGGACGAGUUCGUCGACAUCAUCGAGUCACCUUCCGGUGUGGUGCUGGACCGGCCGAUCUCUCACGAGAUCAUUCUUAAGGCCGGUGUCGUGCCGCCGAAAGGUUGCAUCUAUCGGAUGAGCGAGGAGGAGCUUGAGGUCCUCCGCGCACAACUCGACGAUUUGUUGGCCAAGGGCUGGAUCCGCCCUAGUAGCUCCCCAUAUGGAGCACCGGUUCUCUUCGUCCGGAAGAAGAACAAGGAUCUACAAUUGUGUAUCGACUACCGCAAGCUCAACGUGCAAACCGUCAAGAAUGCGGGGCCUCUCCCUCGCAUCGACGAUCUUCUUGAGCGAUUGGGCGGCGCAAGGUAUUUUUCUAAGUUGGAUUUGAAAUCAGGAUAUCAUCAAAUCUCGAUCUGGUCGAAUGAUCGCUACAAAUCCGCGUUCAAGAUGUGGUACGGGCAUUUUGAGUGGGUGGUCAUGCCUUUUGGCCUCACCAACGCCCCGGCAACCUUUGAAGCGGCAAUGACCAACGAGUUUCGUGCAAUGUUGGACCGGUUCGUGCUGGUCUACUUAGAUGAUAUUCUCGUCUAUAGCCGGACAUUGGAGGAUCAUCUUGGGCAUCUUCGACGAGUGUUGGAGACGCUCCACUGCGCCAAGUACAAGGCCAACCGCGACAAGUGCGAAUUUGUCUGGCAAGAGCUGGAAUACUUGGGCCAUUUUGUCACACCGGAGGGCAUCAGUCCGCUAUCGGACAAGAUUCAAGCGAUCCAAGAGUGGCCGGAGCCUCGGAACGUCACAAAUGUUCGUUCGUUCCUUGGCCUCGCCGGCUACUACCAGCGUUUUAUCAAAGGCUACUCGAAGAUCGCAGCCCACUUGACCAAGCUUCAAUGCGAGGAUUGACCGUUUGACUUCGGAGAGGAGGCGCGGGAAUCAUUUUUGGCUCUCAAAGCCGCGCUAUUAUCUGCG
Chara braunii is the source of this 2907-nucleotide messenger RNA. The record is from the annotation of a GenBank genome assembly. NCBI's taxonomy places the organism in Eukaryota, Viridiplantae, Streptophyta, Charophyceae, Charales, Characeae.